Messenger RNA from Gavialis gangeticus (Gharial), 4143 nucleotides. It is a transcript of the gene SPIDR, whose product is annotated as scaffolding protein involved in DNA repair. Lineage: Eukaryota; Metazoa; Chordata; Crocodylia; Gavialidae. Gene Ontology annotation, cellular component: nuclear chromosome; nucleoplasm. The transcript has 20 exons. The record is from RefSeq and is a predicted model, not a curated record. Gene Ontology annotation, biological process: regulation of establishment of protein localization to chromosome; double-strand break repair via homologous recombination. The coding region runs from base 130 to 2985 and encodes 951 amino acids.
AGGGCGCGGGCUCCGCCUCCGCCUCCGGCCGGGGUGGGAGAACGGGUUGAUUGGGGGCUCCCCGCUCCCCCCCUCCGACCGGACUCGCGUGCCACGUGACGCAGCUGGCGGGUGCCCUCGGAGGGGGAGAUGCCCCGCAGGAAGAGGAAGCGAGCUUGGACUACUGAACAUACGUCCUUCCCAGAUGAGACGCCUCUGGAGUUUAGAAAAGCAAAUGUCAGGACAAAAGUGGCUACUUCUUCCAUUUCCAGUGCUUGGCUCAGAUGUGGUGAUGGAUUUCAGAGCACUUCUGUGCUGCAGACUACAGAAUGUACUGAAAAGAAGUCAAGGAUUAGUAAGCAUCUUGGGUCACUGCUUACCUCUUCUGAAGACACACUUGUAGGAAUCUCUAUAUCUAAGAACUCGAGAGAGCCUGCAGACAUCGUGUGGAGCUCUAGUGACAGUGAUCUGUCAGAGGAUGAGAAUAAAACAAGUUUGCCCAAUCCAAAAAGUCAUGGCUUCAAAGGAGAGAGAUCUUAUAGCAGGCAUAAUUUAUUGUUAGAGGACAAGAGUAGUGAAGGUGAACCACAAUUCAUUGACUGGGAGAAGGACAGUGAUUCUGUUGAUGAUGUAGGUAGGUCUAAUGGAUCAGAAAAAGAUUACAGCCCAUUUGACAUACUGGAUGAAGAUUCCUAUGCAAGUAGUCUACCUGGUGAAGAGAAGGAAGAUGAACCUUGUAAGAUAACCUCUACAGAAAUUUCUGAAUAUUCAUCUGAUAGUGAAAAUCUGGAAGAUGAUCAGGUGGAUGUGGAAACUAUUAAUUUAGAAUUAACCAAAAAGUUACAAUCGAAUUCUGAAAUGGAUUUGGGGCAAGCUACAGGAAGAUCUGCAAGUGACUGGUUAAAAUCUGCCCAAGCUCUUCUGCAGACUCCUAAGAAACAACCAGACAAGUCCUCUAGCACACCAGAAGAUUCUGCAAAGAAGAGAAAAUUGCUGAGGGGAGGGCUAGCAGAAAGACUGAAUCGACUGCAGAACAGAGAGAGGUCUGCCAUUACCUUUUGGAGACAUGAGUGCGUUUCAGAUUAUAAAAACCCUUCAGAUAGCAAAUCUGGUGUUUUAGUUGUGAAGAUCUUGGAGGUGCAUGAGGAGUGCACUAUGCAAGUUGCUGUCUGUCAGCAGCUGGGACAGUUUUCUGCUGACAGCUCCUUGGAAGAUGCUGUAACCCAUACUGAGCCCAUACUCAAGGUUCUCUUUACAAAAGAGACAGCAGGCCACCUCAAAGGAGGCCCACAAGACAUCAUCCACAUCUAUCCUCCCUGGCAGAAACUAAUUCUCCAUAAUGAAAAUGUCCCAGUUAUCAUGAAUACAUAUUUUAGUCAGAAAGUGUUCUUCAGAGAACACACAGAAAUAAAGAAUAAGAUGCAUUGUCCAGAGCAGUUGCUUAUUAGAAGAAAUAUUGUAUCUUUGGCACAAAUAUUCAUCCUAAAUGAUCCCAGAGACAGUGCACCCCAGCAAUCUGCAGUUAAUCAGAUUGCUUGUACCAACAUGACUACUCCAGCUAUGCAGACUCAUAACAAACCUGAAUCCAGACUACAGCCGUUAGCAUUCAGUGUCCUACAUGACUCUCUGCUUGAAGUGGUGGAAAACCAGGGAGCAGCUGGCUGGAAGGGAGUGCAAGUACGAGUGGUCAUCCAAAGGGUGUAUUAUCUGCCUGCAAGAGAAGGUUUCAGAUGUCAACCUCCAGGGAACAAUUCUGUUCUUCCAGCACCCUUUUUAAGUUCAGAUGGGCCAAAUGUUAGAUUAUGUCUCCUUGUGCAAGAUGUCUAUGGAAUUUUCAGUGAAGUCCAGUUCCAGGUCCCAUGUUCUACAGACGGGAUUGAACGACAUAGCAGGAGAUGGGAAGGGAAAUCCUACUGCCUAGCUAGAACAAAAGUUUUGCAGAGAACCACAAGAGGAAGGGCAUUGGAACUCUUUAGUCUGAUAGACAGCUUGUGGCCUCCCUUAGUGCCUCUAAAAGUUCCUGGUCAAAGUCAAGACUGUGAAGCGGCUACAACCAAACUUCCUCCUCCAAGCUUCUGUUAUAUUCUUACUGCACAGCCUGAUCAAAUAUAUGUUGAUGUAAAUGAGGAAGAACAGAUCUCUAAUUUGUACGUGCCCCCAGCUGUGCAUGGUCUGAGGGAUGUUCUUGAGGUUGGAGGUUUUAAUCAACGUUGUAGCUUUUGGGCCCAGGUUAUAUAUCAAAGGCUGCAGGUAAAAUAUAAUGUUCCUGCGACUCAAAGGGAGUUUUGGUUGUUUGUGACUGACCCCACGCUGCAGACUGGAGUGGAGGAGAGUUGUAAGCUUCCUAAGACUGUACCUGUCUCUGUCACUGCCUCCUGUGUUCUUGAUAAAGAAGUGAUGGAUGCACUAACCAGCACAUCCCACCACAUACUCUUCUUCAAGGAUGCACUGCAAGGAAAUGGUAGGAUUAUUUGUGUUGAACGUACCGUUCUCUCAUUACAAAAGCCCCUUUUGUGUUUGGCUGCUGGUGCUGACCUCAGUGAGCUGACUGGCCCUGUCGGACUAGAUGAGCUGGAUUCUACAACGCAGGCUGAUUCCAUUUGUACCGUAAGAGGCACUAUCACCGGAGUUAAUGAGGGCGCUGCUUUCUCCUGGCCCACGUGUAACAGAUGUGGCAAUGGAAAACUGGAGUAUUAUCCACGGGAUCGGGAAAUGUUGUACUGCAGCCACUGCUCCCAAGCUGUAAUUUCUCCAGUUCUCAAAAUGCAGCUUGAAGUCUUUCUGCAUUGUCCAUCCCGACCUCAGUGUAUGGUAAAAGUAAAGCUGUUACAGAAGACAAUUUCUUCUAUCCUGAGGUGCUCUUCCAGUGAGGAUGAGAGUUAUGAGGUGAAGAGAGUGCUGGGAAAGGAGGUGGGGUUAUUGUGCUGCUAUGUCCAGACUGUGACCAAUCACCCUAGCUGUAUCAGAUUGGAAGAAAUUGUCCUUCUAGAACCAGGAAGAAAUUGAACUGAACCUUGUCAGCUAUUAUAAUAUCUAUGGACUUUGUCAUGUGGUUAUUUGUUAACUAUUAGCAUAGAUAAUAAUGCAAGCAUGAUAAGUAUUAAGGUAGUUUAAUAAAACUGUGAUUUACAAAAUGCCUUAUUGCUGGAAGUGAAUACAGUUCAGUUUUUUGAACAUUUAUCUGCCUAGCACUUCUGAUGUCUGGAACUGAAGAAUAUCUUUUUGCAGUGUUCUAUUCUUUGUAAACCUAAAAAGUCUUGUUUUGGAGGCCUGGAUGUUUGUAAAGAGAAUUACUGCUGAUAUUUGUAUAAUGAAUGUUAAGGUGAUGCUGUAUGUAUUGUGUGUCAAGGAAAAUACUUUAAAAAUGUUCUUUGAGAAUAGUUAUUUUAGCAUAAACAAUGAACAUCAUUCUAUCAAAUUGGAGGCUUGAAUAAUUAUUUCCAGAAGGCUUAUGCACUCCUGCUAGGAAGGAGCUGCUGUAAUUCUGAAUUGUAAUUGCACUGCACUAAAUAUUACAAGUGAGGAAAUUGUAAUAUCCUUGGUUACCUUUUGGAUGGUGUGUCAAAGGUACGUUGCCCCUUAUAGUUAAACUCCUUUCUAAAUAUAAAACUACUGUUGCAACUGCCCACUAAUUUCCUAUUAGGUUAAUGUUUCAUCACACAUAUGGUUAGUCUUAAGGAUAAAGAACUGGUUCAGGUGAAGCAUAACGGUAUUUUCUGAUAGCUACAUUGUCUGUAAAUAUGGAAAGAAGUUUAGGUUGUAACCAUGCCUAAAAUAGUAGAUAAACAUUUGCAUCUACAGAUUGAAAUGUGAUGUAAAGCUAGAUGGACCAUGUGGGUCUCUGCAGACCAGAUUUUUUUUUCAAAACUUGUGCAGCAUGUGGUACAUUUACCAGCAAAAUAAUAUUAGAUCAGUUACAGGGUAACUGUUUCUGCACACUAAAUAAUUAAGUAGUACUGUGACUGCUGAAUAGCAAACCAAGUGGCCAUUUGUGUGGACCAGGUGUGUGAGUGGUAGUCAGCCACAUGCUACCAGGUGUGCAGGCUGUGACGAGAACUGUUUUGGACAGGAAAGCACUACAGCUUGGCAAGGGUGCUUGUAGCAUAAAACCCACACCUGCCAUGUUCUUAACAAGUGGGCUUCCCAGUAUGGGGGCCUAAAAGG